Molecule: messenger RNA, 1937 nt
Organism: Cajanus cajan (pigeon pea)
Lineage: Eukaryota; Viridiplantae; Streptophyta; Magnoliopsida; Fabales; Fabaceae
Source: RefSeq, a predicted model, not a curated record
UUCUCCAACCCUCUAUAUAUUUCUCCUUCUUUUAUUUCAAGGGCAGAGAGAGAGAGAGAGAGAGAGAGAGAGAUUACGCUCCUACCUCUCAGCGGGUGGGAGAAGAAGAAAAUAAAAAAGGGCAGAAGGAGAGGUUGAAUCCUCUGCCACAACACCAUCAAUGGCCGUCACCACUCCCUCUCCCUGUCCGAAUGCCACAGAAAAGAAACACUGGUGGCUCACCAACCGAAAGAUCGUUGAGAAAUACAUGAAAGACGCUCGGAGUCUGAUAGCGACUCAGGAACAGAGCGAGAUCGCUUCGGCGCUGAACCUUCUAGACGCGGCUCUCGCGAUCUAUCCACGCCUAGACCAAGCGCUUGAGCUCAGAGCCAGGUCUCUGCUCUUUCUUCGCAGGUUCAAAGACGUUGCGGACAUGCUUCACGACUACAUUCCCAGCCUUAGAAUCGCUAACGAUGACUCCGCCUCUCUCUCUUCCGAUAUGUCGUCGCAGCAGCUUCUAACCUCCUCCGACUCCUCCCAUUCGGAUCAGAGCUUCAAGUGCUUCUCUGUCUCUGACUUGAAGAAGAAGCUUAUGGCAGGGUUCUGUAAAAGUUGCGACAACCAAGGCUAUUGGAGAUACUUGGUGCUGGGGAAAGCAUGUUGCCACCUAGGCCUAAUGGAAGACGCAAUGGUCCUUCUCCAAACGGGAAAACGCCUCGCCACGGCGGCCUUCCGCCGCGAGAGCGUGCAUUGGUCCGACGACAGCUUCUCCCUCUCCAACCCCCUCUUCGCCGGCGACACCGCGCCCGCCGCCACCCCACCACCGGAGUCCGAAACCGUGACCCAGCUCCUGGCCCACAUAAAGCUCCUCCUCCGGCGCCGCGCCGCCGCGCUGGCCGCCCUGGACGCGGGGCUCCACUCGGAGGCCAUCCGCCACUUCUCGAAAAUCGUUGAAGGCCGGCGCGGCGCCCCGCAGGGCUUCCUGGCGGAGUGCUACAUGCACAGAGCCGCCGCGCACCGGUCGGCGGGCCGAAUCGCGGACUCAAUCGCGGACUGCAACAGAACCCUGGCCUUGGACCCAACCUGCAUCCAAGCACUUGACACCAGAGCCUCUCUUCUGGAAUCCAUUCGGUGCUUCCCGGACUCGCUCCACGACCUGGAGCACCUGAAGCUCCUCUACAACACCAUCCUCCGCGACCGAAAGCUGGCGGGUCCAGCGUGGAAGCGCCACAACGUGCGGUACGGCGAGAUUCCCGGGAAGCUCUGCGUUCUGGCGACGAAGAUCCAGGAGCUGAAGCAGAGAGUGGCUUCGGGGGAGACGGGGAACGUGGACUACCACGGGCUGAUCGGGUUGCGGCGCGGGUGCGGCCGUUCGGAGCUGCAGAGGGCGCACUUGUUGCUGUGUCUGAAACACAAGCCCGACAAGGCCACCUGCUUCAUCGAAAGGUGCGAGCUGGGCGACGACCGCGACCUCGAUUCGGUUAAGGAAAGGGCGAGGAUGUCCGCGCUGCUGCUCUACCGGCUGCUUCAGAAGGGCUACACCCAUGUGAUGGGUAGCAUCAUGGACGAGGAGGCCGCUGAGAAGCAGAGGAAGAGGCUUCUCGAAGCCCAGGCCCAGGCCCAAGCCCAAGCCCAAGCCGUGAAUGAGACUAACGUGAAGGCGGAGAAAACGAAGUGCACCGUUUCGUCUCCUUCCACCGCGAACCCGACGGUUUUUCAGGGAGUGUUCUGCCGGGAUCUUGCUGCUGUUGGGAACUUGCUUUCACAAACGGGAUUCAACCGUUCCAUUCCCGUCAAGUUCGAGGCGUUGACCUGUUGAAACAAUCUCUGCUUCGUCGCUUCUUGUAUAUUUUUACCUGCCGCAAAAUUUUGCCACCUUUCUCUCUCUACAUUUUUUCUUUUAUGCUCAUUUAUUAUUAGAUGUACAUGAUAUUAUUAAUAUUUAAAUAUGUUUUUAA